Molecule: messenger RNA, 6411 nt
Organism: Macrobrachium nipponense
Lineage: Eukaryota; Metazoa; Arthropoda; Malacostraca; Decapoda; Palaemonidae
Product: gastrula zinc finger protein XlCGF17.1-like
Exons: 3
Coding region: 353-1501 (382 amino acids)
Biological process (GO): regulation of gene expression
Cellular component (GO): nucleus
Source: RefSeq, a predicted model, not a curated record
UCAACACAGACUCAGCCGCCCGCCGUUGGCUGCCUUGGUAGUGUAACUUCAAUUCAAACGUCUUUUGUCUUCUAUAAUAAUUGCACUCUUCAUAAGCGAAACAAUUGGUAAAUUACAAAGUUAACCGAUAGCUACUGUAGUAAUAUAAUUCAUGAAGCAUCAAAUGCAGACUUGUUCAGAGGUCAUCAGAUAUCGAAAUUAAAGUACAUAGUUGUUAAAAAGUGGAUUUCUUGGUCUUGUUGGGAACUUGUUAGGACCGCUGUCCAUUUUAUUUUUCUAUCGUUCCAAACAGAGGGAAAUUACGUCAGUUCCUAACUAGGAUUGAGUAUUGCACGUAGAACAUCCUGUGAAAAUGGAAGCUGAAAAAUCAUCGUCAUUGCUAUUAAUCAAAGAAGAGAAGGAGAAUCUGGAGGAGGGUCUAACUGAAAACACAGGGGAAGGCUCUUCGUUUGCAGACCCCUUCUUAGAAGUCAAGGCAGAACCAGAAUUUUUUGAAAGUGAUGAAUUUGAUGCGAACUGUUCAUCCAAAUCUAUUAAGUAUGAGGAGGAGGAGGACAGCUCUCCAAGCUGUGAUGACGAAAGCAGAAAGAAGAUCUGUAUUGCAGGAGAAAAUAGACAUUUGGGUAAAAGAGAUCAAUUUUCGAAGAGGCACAACACAGCAGGGAAGCGAAUAACUUGUGCUGAAUGCCAAAGGACAUUUUCACACAUGUGCCGCUUGAAGUCCCACAUGAGAACUCAUACAGGAGAGAAACCACAUACUUGCUCUGUAUGUCAAAGAAGUUUUUCUGAUUCAAGUUAUUUCAAAAUACAUGUGAAAACUCAUACAGGAGAUAAACCUUUUAGUUGCUCUGUAUGUCAAAGAAGUUUUUCUCAAUCAAAUACUCUCAAAUCCCACAUGAGAACUCAUACAGGAGAGAAACCAUACACUUGCUCUAUAUGUCAAAGAAGUUUUUCUCAGCCAAGUGCUCUCACAAAACACAUGAGAACUCAUACAGGAGAGAAACCAUUCACUUGCUCUGUAUGUCAAAGAGGUUUUUCUGGCUCAAGUAAUCUCUCAAAGCAUAUGAGAACUCAUACAGGAGAAAAACCAUAUGCUUGCUCUAUAUGUCAAAGAAGUUUUUCUAGUCAUUGGUUCCUCAAAGUACACAUUAAAAAUCAUACAGGAGAGAAACCAUUCACUUGCUCUAUAUGUCAAAGAAGUUUUUCUGUGUCAAGUGGUCUCACAAAACACAUGAGAACUCAUACAAGAGAAAAACCAUAUACUUGCUCUAUAUGUCAAAGAGGUUUUCCUCUUCAAAGUAAUCUCACAAAACACAUGAGAACUCAUACAGGAGAGAAACCUUAUACUUGCUCUAUAUGUCAAAGAAGUUUUUCUAAUUCAAGUGAUCUCGCAGAACACAUGAGAAGUCAUACAGGCAAGAAACCAUAUACUUGCUCUAUAUGUCAAAGAAGUUUUACUCGAAUAAGUGGUCUCAAAUAUCACAUGAGAACUCAUACAUGAAAACCUGAGAAAAUAUCUUCAGGCAAUACCUAGGUGCCCAAGUAUAAAUGAGGUGCAGAUUGCUGCCCUCAAAGGAACUGUAAAGAGCCCUCGGAUAUAAGGCUAGUGGAACAUAGAGGUGCAACCAUAGACCCUAGGCUGGGGCCAUUGCACCUCAGAUAUAAACUGAAAGAUAAGAAUAACAUAAGCCAGAGAGAAACCUUAUGCUUACUCUAUAUAUCAAAGAAGGUUUUCUCAUUAAGUAAUCUCAAAAUACGCGAGAAUUCAAACUAGACAGAAACUGUAAACUUGAUCUCUGUCCAAGCAGUUUCUAUUCCAUGCAUCUGUCUGUCCCCAGACAGUAAAGGCCACUGAAGCAUCAAAGAAAGUGCAAGAGUCAAGGUUAAGAUGGUAUGACCACCUGAUGAGAAGAGAAGAGCAGCACAAGGCAGGAGAAGUGAUGGACGUGGAGGUGGAUGGAACACGAAGGAGAGGAAGACCUAAGACCAGGUGGAGAGAUUGCAUUAGAAAUGAUAUGAGGGAGAAAGGAGUACGAGAGGAAGUGACACAGGACAGAGGUAGAUGGAAGAGACUCAUUCAAAAUGGUGACCCCGAAUAGGGAUAAAGCUGGGAAGAAGAAGAUCUGUCUGUCCCCAAAUCUUGUAACUCAGUUUUUUACCUGUUCCCUUUGUCCAAUGGUUACUCAAUCCCAGUGACAGUACAACCUUACGUAAUCUGUAAGUCAGCAGUGACCUCUAGUGACCCAACAAUGACCUCUCCCAGUAUCUCAGGGUUUGUAUGAAACUCUGGAUUUUUCACAGCACACGAUCAGGUGUUAAUUUGGCUGUGUCCUCCCCUUCCCGCUUCCCUUCCCUUCCCUUCCGUAUUCCUUAUUACCCUUCUCCUUCCAGAGCACACGAUCAAGAGUGAAUUUAGGAUGCCGUACAGUGCUAGGUUAAGAAAUUUUCCUGUUUCUUCUUCACUUUUCUUGUUCCAGUGUAGUUUUUGUAUGAUUUCCAAAUGAAGAAUUAGUUUUGUCAUUGGCUGACAUGAACUUUUCUCCCUUUUGUUAUACCAGCCUGAGAAGAGCCGUUGUUAGGCUCAGAGGUCUGGAUAAAAUAAUCCUUGAUAAUAAUACACAUAAUGUUAUUCAGCAUUGUGCAUCUGCACUUGUAUAUGUAGUUGUAAGCUUGAAUAUUUCCACGAAAUGUCAUCCUUACUGGAAAUAGAAAGAUUGAUUUAUUCAUUACACAUCAAUGAAAUUUAGGUGCAGUUUUAUUUGAUUAUUUUUUAUAUGUUCUUGGUUUUAAUCUUCUACAAAGAAUGAUACAGCAAUAGCAAAUCCUUGUGUAUUUCUGGUGAUAGAAGUUCACUCUCAACGUGCUUCGGAAGUCACGUAAAGCCGUUGGUCUCAUUGCUGAAUAACCACUGGUUCUGUGCAACACAAAAACACCACAAAAAGAAAAAAAAAGUCAGUAGAUCCUAAUGCUUUGUAUUAGUAAACCAGACACAGUGGGCAGACUGUAUUCUGUUGUAAGCUAACCAGUCGGAAGUGUUCAGCCAGUACUUGCUUUAUAAGUGACUAAAGUCAUGUAUUAUUCUGAUCUGAUUAAACCUCUUUUUAAGUUCAUUUCAUUGUGUAAAUGUUAGAAGUAUUGAUAAAUAAUAGAAGUACAGUGGACCCCCCCGUAUUCGCGUUCUCUGGAUUCGCGGACUCAAACAUGCGUGGAUUUCUCUCGGGAAUGUUUCCCCGCAUUAUUUGCGGAAAAUUUGCAUAUUCGUGGUAUUUUUCAAUGAGAAAUAUCCACAAAUUCCUGGUUUUUUUAUCAAUUUCAUCGUAAAAUGCACUUUUGUGAUAAAACUAUUAAAAAAAAACAAGUAUAAAAAUCUUUAGUGGGUUUUUCUUGAGUUUUAACUGACAAAAUAGGCUGUUUUCAGCAUUUUUUAUAGAGGUUCUAAUUAUUCAUGGGGUGGGGGGGGCGGUUUCUGGUACGCAUAUCCCGCGAAUACAGGGAGACCACUGUAGUUUAUACACAAAUAAAAUCUUUCACUUGACCUCAUUAAAACUCAGAUAUCUGAGUAAAAUUUGACACUACCAAAACCUAAUUGUCAAUGCCCGCUAGUGUAUAAUAAGUAUAGUAUCAUAAAAUGUGAUUGCAGAUUAUACGUUUUACUACGAAAUAUAACACUUAAAACACUUAAAGUUUAUUUAAAGUUAUUUACAAUGAAAAUAGAUCUUGAAAUUGGCCUUAUCAAAUGUCCGCUGACGUUUCCACAAACUCGAAUUUGCAAAAUUCUUGUUUUGAGUAAAUCACAUUUAAAGAUUUCUCUCACUUCAAACCAUCUUUUUAUCAAGUAAUUUAGUCGGUGAACAUUUGACUUUUGUUAGUUGAUAGGAUUAAGACCUUCACUUUCCAACAGUGUUUAAACAAUUGCUUGAAUUCUUAGAUUUCUUAAUAAUGUUUAUCAAAGUUUGUGAAAACUGACUGACUCACAGUGUUAACAAAUCGACAUCUAUUGUCACACUGGUGACAUUGUUAUUUGAAGUUAUGGAUAUUUGUCACACACCGAAUCUAAGGUUGAAAUUUUGUUUUGUAUAAAUACGUACAAUAAAGGCUGAGAGGGUAAGAUAUGAUAUACACAUUUAAUUGUUUGUCAUAUAUAGUAUAUAUAUUUGUAUGAAAAUAUGAAUGAGGGUUUUAUUGGGUAAAAAGUCUUUCAGUAUUGAUGGAAAUAGUUUAUUUUCAUUGAAAGCAUUUGAUUGCAUGUCUGUUCUAGAUAUAACUAGUACCUACUUAACAUUUUUAGUAAUGAAGCAAAUUACGGUAAAAUGAAAUGUGAUCAGGAUUGUUUAUAACAGGAGUCGUUCCACUACACAAACUCAUCAAAUUUUGCACUUGAUGAUUUAACAGCCUCUCAAUAAUCUGCUAUGAUUGCUCAACACUCUCCAUUUCUGUUUUCCCUGUGGUUUGAGAGUCAGUCAGUGAUAUUGUUUGGAAAUCCUGGCCAGUAUGGGAGGCUUUGUAGAAAGUUUUCCUUCCUUUUCUUCAUCCAGUUGUUAAGAAUAAUCCUUCCAGUCGCUGAUCAUUUUCGGUUCCUUGUAAGGAUUUUUCCUUCAAGUCUAAUAACCAUUGCCAACUGUGUCGGGGUGAAAGUAUCUCCUGCCCUUUUCAUUGCCCUCUCAGUACUGCUGUGCACUGAGUCUCCUUCACAUUGGCCUUAUCGAAACUGAAUUCUCCAAAAAAUGAAGCAAUGUAGCUGGCAGCAUGGAAUUCUCGUUUUGUCUGGUACAUCCAUCACAAAAAAGGCAACAUCAGUAUACUCUUAAUUCUUGUCUGCUUCUGCUAGCCAGCUUCUGAUGCAAGACGCAAUUUCAUUUGCUCCUUAUUUAGCAAUCCCUUCAUGCCAAAAGCAACGAGAACCCUUAGCAUUUCCUAAGUUGUGUUAUAAUAAGAUGAUAGCAUGACAGUUUUCUUUUGUAAAAGAGUUCAUUGCAGAGAGAUUUAGGCAUAUAUAACACUUGUUUCAGGUAGAAAUUCACAGCAUUUAGUUCAACAUUCGACUUGGCCCUCUCCUUGAUUGUUUUUUUUUAUGUCUGACUAAAUCUUUUUCUGUUAUAUGUUUUGCAUAUUGAAAUUUCAAUCCCUCUCGCUCAUCUCUAUUUCUUUUCCAGAAUGCUUCUCUCUCUCUCUCUCUCUCUCUCUCUCUCUCUCUCUCUCUCUCUCUCUCUCUCUCUCUCUCUCUCUCUCUCUCUCUCUCACACCACUGGUCCUUUUUGGGCACAUGAAAUUUUAAGUUCUGAGUUUUGAAUAUCUUUCAGCAAAAAGAAAAGCUAACAUCAUUUCCACUGUUGCCUUUGGUAUAAAGUUGAUGAUACUUUUUGGUGAUUGUCAAAUCAGGAUAUAAAUAUCCUUGGUAAUCUAUUAAUGUGCUCUUCUAUCACAUUUAGUUGAAGCCUUUCGUCCUUUUCUUCAAUUUCUCCCUUCUACCUCCACGACCCUCUGAUUGCACAGCUUCAUCUGAUGACAGUUUCUUCAUUUCUGUCCUAAUUUGCUUUUCACUUACAUUUAGUGUGCUUAAAAACAUCACUACACACUUGUAAUGUGAUUGUCUAUCAUCGGAUUUUGGUAAUAAAUAUAAGAAUGUUCUGGUUUUACGACUCAGUUUCCUAUCUUUAUCAUUCUUGGUGUCAGUAGCUUGAACAUGUGACGUAGCCAUUCCCUUUGCUUUGUAACACUUCUUGCAUCAUAAAAACCACUGAGACGGGUGUUUCUUUCCUCGUCUGUUAUUUCACUACAGCACAGACCUCUAACAUUGCACAAUUUUUUUUUCUGAAAACCAUCGUGGCUUAAGGUUUCUUAAUGCGGGUACCUCUCGCUUACACUUUACACGUAUGUAUGCAUAACCAGAAUUAUGAUUUUCAUUGCAAAAUUUUCGAAGCCUUUCUUCUGGAAAGUUAUCCCCUUUUAAUGGCGAAAUUCCACUUGCUUCUUUUGCAAAUCCAUAAAGUUCAAACUGUUCAGAAUGUUACAUUAACGGAAUCAGAGACAGUUUCUUUUUUUUAAGAUAGUCUCGUAUUUUGGACAAAAGCUUUAUCACAAUUCUUACUUAUUAUCACACUGAUUUUUGCAACUGUCGUUAUUUUCAAAAUUAGAAAUGCAAACCAGCUUUUGACAUUCGGAUCUUGCAUAAGCUGCAAACACAUCACUCAUUACAACCUUGACUGUCACAUAUACCAAUUGGUGAUAUUCCAUCCUCAGGUAGUAUGUCGUCAUUGUUCACCACAGACACUGGAUCCCUGAUUGAAUCACACUGACCUAAGCAUAUCUGAAACGUCCAUGGAAGAAUUAUUGUCAUUCUCAAAAUUAUUUUCGAUGGUAGUUGGUGGUAUAUCAGAAUCCUGAGAAUCGUAGUCAUUUGUAUAUUUUUUU